AUGAUUUAUUCGCCCGAGUAUACUACUAAUAUCGAUCAACAACACCAGCAACAAUUGCAACAAAUUAUCUAUGAAGAUGAUCAACAGUCACUACAAUAUUUGGAACAACCUCAGGCGCAUAUAGAUUCAAGUCAACCAUUAGCAAAAUGUAGCGUUCUUUAUUUGGGUACAGCUUUAUCAUCGCCUGGUCAACGAGGGAUCGACGCUGUGCAAGAACCGCUGUCAAGAAGAUAUCCCGUUGAUGGAACAGAUACCGUUAGAGGUAUUGAAGCUUGGUUAUCCGUGUAUGAAAAUGGUCUUCAACUACAAUUUGCUUGUGAUCCGUCUGUAGUUCUCUUUUAUCCAAUUCGUUCACUUGUGUAUUGUGCAUCAAUUCGUUUUGCCACUAGAACUCAAACUGGUGCACAAUUUCCUAGUGGUUGGCGUUUUGUUCCAUUAGAUUCACCAGCGGCUGCUCGCGUAGAAAACACUCAAAAUCCACCAUUAUAUUGUUCAAUAUUCCGUCGAACAAGACAUUUACCUGUCGAUGAAUGUCAUUGUUUCGUGACAAAGACAAGACAAGCUGCGCUGGCUUUAGUACAAGCGUGUUUUAGUGCAUAUCAGGCAACUAGUACCCAACAGGAUUGCUCAAAAGUACCACUCUAUUUCAAAGUUGAUGACUAUGGAUCGAAAAACAAAGAAAUCGACAGUGAAAUUCGUAUCGUUCCUUCACCCGAUCGUGAACGUACGUUAGACUAUCAGACAAACACGGAAGGACCUGGUUUCUUUUAUAAAACUGAUCGUGUCCCAAUUGAUUCAUGGCAACUAUGGGAACAUCAUAAACACGAUCUCGAUCAAGACAUAUCGUCAAAAUGCUCGACAUGCUCUUCCUCUCGUUCGCGAUCAUCGAGUUCAUCUUCAUCGUGUAGUUCUUGUUAUCAUCGUCGAGCACGUCAUCAUCAUAGAAAGAAACAUCGCCGACGACAUUUAGCUUCGAUUCCGCCAACACCGAGAGGCAGAACACCAACAGCUUUACUGCACCAACCACAUUCUGAAACAAGUACAGCUGCUACGAUUACACUGCCCACAAACGCUCCUCCAAUUGUCGAUCCUUAUGCACCUGCUCCGAAUCUCGUCAAAGUUGAGAAGAUAAAAGAUGUCAAUUCAGGUAAAGACGUUUUUAUUCGCUGGAUCCACGAUGAGACAAAGAAAGAACAGCCAUCAAUGACAACCGUUCCUCAACAAGCUUAUUCAACGAAACCACCAGAUGGUCAACAACUGCAACUACGUCCUUACUCUCAACCAUCGUUUCGAACGCGAGGAAAGGAGUCACCCACGCCUGUUCCAUCCGACAUUCAACAUAUCGCUCGUAUCGACGAACAUUUGAGAAAAUCACUCCAACUGGACGAUCGAGAUAUUGAACCGAGAAGACAGACGCUGAGAAGUGACCUCAUUGACAUCGUUGACUAUGAAGUGAUCAGCGGUUAUUUCGAAGAUAAAUACGGGAAAAAACGAGCAGUCAAAGUAAACAAACAACAACACGAUCACGCUCCAAUCAGAGACUAUAAAUCGUUAUACGGUGACGAGCCAAUAACAAAUCCGACAGGUUAUAUCAAAGUUAAAAAACGUCGUCGUCCUCAACAGCAAGCACCACAACAACAGUAUGUUCAACCUCUACCUAAUUCUCAAUUUCUUCAACAUAAUCCGAUGAGACCCUAUACACCUGCGUUUCUACCUCGUUCGACAUUUCCAGCGCAAACACUUACAACCGCUUCACUAAUGUCGAGACCAACGAUGUGGGGACAAACACCGAUCCCCUGGCAACAACCACUUCAACAUAUACCAACGAUGCACGCAACUACUGGAAGGAUCGGACAACAAUUGACAAGUCCAUUUUGGCGUUAA
Molecule: messenger RNA, 1884 nt
Organism: Didymodactylos carnosus
Lineage: Eukaryota; Metazoa; Rotifera; Eurotatoria; Philodinida; Philodinidae
Source: the annotation of a GenBank genome assembly